CCAGAUCUUUCUCGCACUCGCACCAACGGCUAUAAAAAGUAAGCAGUUAACAGUGAGCACUUAAAGUCUGAUAGUUUAUUAACAAAAACAAUAACUGAGUGAGUGAAUUUAUUUACACGCAUUUAUGUGUUUAUCAUUUGACUACUAAUUUAUUAUAAAAACACAACUGACGAUAGCAGUCUGAAAAAGUUGAAAUGGCCGGUGCAAUGUUGUUUGAGCGUGCUCAAGCCGCCUGUUUGACAAAUCGCAGCGAAGGAAUAUCCUUGCUCAACGAGAUUGUAUCCAAUCCUAAUGUUGGAGUGGCCGAAGAUGACGAAGAGAGCAUCCGCAUCAAAGAGCAGGGCAUCCUGCAGCUUGGUGAGCUUUACAAAAAAGAGGGUAAUGCUAGGGAUCUCGCUGAGCUCAUAAGAGCAACAAGACCUUUUCUCAGUUUUAUCAGCAAGGCCAAAGCUGCUAAACUGGUGAGAUCCUUGGUUGACUUUUUCUUAGACUUGGAGGCUGGUAUAGGAAUCGAGGUACAACUUUGCAAAGAAUGUAUAGAGUGGGCAAAAACAGAGAAGAGAACGUUCCUCCGACAGUCUCUGGAGGCGAGGUUGAUAGCUCUUUAUUUCGACACGGGGAUGUACACCGAGGCAUUACAACUGAGUUCAGCUUUGUUAAAGGAGCUGAAGAAACUCGAUGACAAGCAAUUGCUGGUUGAAGUACAGUUGCUUGAGAGUAAAACCUACCAUGCUCUGAGUAAUUUAGCUAAAGCUAGAGCAGCUCUGACCAGUGCAAGAACUACUGCGAAUGCUAUUUAUUGUCCACCUAAAAUGCAAGCUGCUCUAGAUUUACAAUCUGGAAUUUUACAUGCUGCCGAUGAACGAGAUUUCAAGACUGCCUAUUCUUAUUUCUAUGAGGCAUUUGAAGGGUAUGACAGCGUUGACAGUCCCAAAGCCCUUACAACUUUAAAGUACAUGUUGCUGUCAAAAAUAAUGCUACGUACACCUGACGAUGUCCAAGCUAUAAUGUCAGGAAAGUUAGCUGUUAAAUAUGCUGGCCGCGAUUUAGAUGCUAUGAAAGCUGUAGCUGAAGCCAGUCACAAGCGUUCACUUGCCGAUUUUCAAAAAGCUGUAAAAGAAUAUCGCCAAGAGUUGGAGGAUGAUCCCAUUGUUCGUGCUCAUCUUGGUUCUCUUUAUGAUACUAUGCUUGAACAAAAUCUUUGCCGAUUAGUUGAGCCCUAUUCGCGUGUUCAGGUUGCUCACAUAGCGUCAUGUAUAACAUUGCCAAUUGCUCAAGUAGAAAAGAAACUGUCUCAAAUGAUUCUGGAUAAGAAAUUGCUUGGAGUAUUGGAUCAAGGUGAAGGAGUGUUAAUUGUAUUUGAAGACGCACCACGUGAUAAAACUUACGAAAUAGCUCUUGAUACGAUACAUAGCAUGGGAAAAGUUGUGGAUACACUUUAUCAGAAAGCAAAGAAACUUACAUAGCCUUUUUAAUAUGAAAAUUUGUAUUCAUUAAAAUUCAUUAUAUAAUUACUACGAUUAACAA
Messenger RNA from Cotesia glomerata, 1527 nucleotides. It is a transcript of the gene Rpn6, whose product is annotated as 26S proteasome non-ATPase regulatory subunit 11. The record is from RefSeq and is a predicted model, not a curated record. Gene Ontology annotation, biological process: ubiquitin-dependent protein catabolic process. Bases 195 to 1466 code for a protein of 423 amino acids. Gene Ontology annotation, cellular component: proteasome regulatory particle, lid subcomplex. NCBI's taxonomy places the organism in Eukaryota, Metazoa, Arthropoda, Insecta, Hymenoptera, Braconidae. The transcript is spliced from 5 exons. Gene Ontology annotation, molecular function: protein binding; structural molecule activity.